Messenger RNA from Epinephelus moara (kelp grouper), 6184 nucleotides. RefSeq names its product ubiquitin specific peptidase 40 (gene usp40). The transcript is spliced from 31 exons. Lineage: Eukaryota; Metazoa; Chordata; Actinopteri; Perciformes; Serranidae. The record is from RefSeq and is a predicted model, not a curated record. Gene Ontology annotation, cellular component: cytosol; nucleus. Gene Ontology annotation, biological process: protein deubiquitination. Bases 512 to 4411 code for a protein of 1299 amino acids. Gene Ontology annotation, molecular function: cysteine-type deubiquitinase activity; cysteine-type endopeptidase activity.
AAACAUGGCUGCCCACUGUUCACCGACGGUAUUUUUAUUUACGUUUCGUUUAUUCGUUAUAAGACAGACCGAGGAAGAAAGAGACAGCGUCAGGAGCUACACCGUGAAUUAAUUCAGUUAAACGAGUCGUUAGAGAUUCGGUGAGAAUACGCCAUUUUGUCCAGUUGUAGUAACAGUGACCGUUAACGUUACUGACAGCCUGAUUUUUUCUCCCCACUUUCGCUGAGCUGUCAUACUGCUCAUCAGUGUCGGACCGUUUGCCUUUGUUAGCGUGCUAACCUAGCUAAACAACAUUUCAGCGAGUCCAACGCGUACAUGCUACAUCCGGUAAUAGUCGCUAUGUUUAGCCCCGUGAAGUCUUCUUAUUUCAGAGUGAGCCCGGCCAUUGUCAACAGAGAACUCGGCAAGACUAAGAUGAGAUAGCAAGAGGGCAUAUCACAGUGCUAACACACGAUUUACCACGAGAGUCCGAGCAUAACGCAGAGAAAACGGAGUGAAUCACUCAAACGGCAUGUUUGGGAAUCUAUUCGAGGAGGAGGAGGAGGAAGGCUUCUCUUCCACCUCCUCCAGAGGCAGAGUUGUGAAGGGGGGAGACGAGCCACCUCCACCCCGAGGAAGAAGCAAUCUGUGCGGCAUCAAGAACCAGGGUGGCACCUGCUACCUCAACUCUCUGCUCCAGACCCUGCUGUUCACCCCAGAGUUCAGAGAGGAGCUGUUCAAGUUGGGAGCAGAGGAAUUAGGAUGCCUGGAAGACAAAGAGAAACCAGGGGCCAAAGUCAGAGUGAUCCCUCUGGAGCUGCAGAGACUGUUUGCCAGUCUGCUGCUGGUGGACCAGCAGAGCGCCUCCACCGCUGACCUCACUGACAGCUUUGGCUGGAACAGCAGUGAGGGAACAAACCAGCAUGAUGUGCAGGAGCUGAACAGGAUCCUGUUCAGUGCCCUGGAGCACUCUCUUGUGGGCACCAGUGGUAGUACGUUUAUCCACCAGCUGUACCAUGGGACCAUUGUCAACAGCAUUGUCUGCAAGGAGUGUGGUAACGUCAGCCAGAGACAGGAGGACUUCCUGGACCUGACAGCGUGUGUUUGUGGCGUGUCUAGCCUGGAGGAGGCUCUGUGGAACAUGUUUGUAGAGGAAGAGUUGUUUGAGGGCAAUAACCUGUACCGCUGUGCACAGUGUAACAAGCUGGUGACUGCUGCCAAGUCUGCCAAGUUGAAGAAGCUCCCUCCAUUCAUAACCAUGUCUUUGCUGAGAUUCAGCUUUGAUUUUGCCAAAUGUGAGCGAUACAAGGAGACAGGACGCUACAGUUUCCCCUUAAGCAUCAACCUACGGCCAUUUUGUGAAGAGACUGAUGGAGAUGACUCUGAUUACUCCUACGAGCUGUUCUCUGUGAUUAUCCAUAAGGGCGGCUGCUAUGGUGGCCAUUACCACGUUCAUAUCAGGGACAUUGACCAGCUUGGCCAAUGGGAGCCAACGGAGGAGGAAUGCAAACCCAAGACUCAGAGGAAAGUCAAGGAGGAGGUCAAGAAAAUGUGUGAGCCAAAAGUACAAGAAGAUGACCCUUUGUCUGUCCUCACUGCCAUUAUUGCCCAGGAACCAUCAAAGAGUGUCCUCUUGGACCAGCUGGGACAGAAACUCAUGAAUAAGAUUGGUUCAUCCUGGAGCAAAAAGUUCAGAAAACACUGUGGUCCCAUAGGAAAGUUCCUGCAGUCCCAUAGUGAUAUUUUCAUGUUGGUGUCCAAUGGUACUCGAGUGGCACUGAAGGCAAACCCGCCAAGCCCUGUGACUGAGCCACCCGGCCCAGCAGAGCAGACCACUAACUCCGAUCCUUCAACACCUUCAGACCCCGGAGCUGCUGAGCAACAGCCGGAACAAGACCAGAAGCCAGAGCAUGACCAAGAGCAGGGUAGCCACUGGUUUGACCUGAACGACUCCACGGUGACUUCUAUCAGGGAGUCUGACAUAGAGAAGCAGUUCCAGGGCAAAGAGAGCGCGUACAUGCUGUUCUACAGAAAAACACAGCUGCACAGGCCUAGUGAAGCCCUGAACAAUCCCCAGUAUAAAGUUCCUCUCAACCUCAUCCAGAUGGCUCAGGAGGAGAACAUCAAACUGCAGAACAUGCGCGAGGAGUUUGAAGCCACUAACAACACCAUCGAGCUGCAUCUGCACCUGGCCCCCUCGUAUAGGCUCGAAAAUGGAGCCCUGCAGCCAAUCAGCAAAGAGCAGAAUGGGAGCACCAAUCUGAGUUUCGACCGCAGAAAAACUGUGGGAGAUCUCAGAUUAGCUAUUUAUCAGAUGCAGGAACUCUGGGAAGGAGACAUGGCUCUGACUGUGGCCAGGAGUCUUCCUGCAGGGUUACACCUCUACAACACUCUUACAGAUGAUGGUGUGUCCCUGUACAGUGCAGGCAUUUGUACAAACUCUGACCUGUUUGUGUGGAACGGCAGAGAGGUUUGUGGUGCGACUGUCCUAACUGGAGCAGAGUGGGAGCCAGUGCUGCUAAAUGUUGUCCGUCCCUUUUUGGGGGAAGAUGAAGGUCAGGAGGUGGAGGAUGGGAUGGAGUGUGAGGAGGGAAGAGGAGGUUUUGAAAAUGGGGGACCAGGGCUUAAAAAGGAAGCCAGAGGGUUUGCAGGUGCUGCGACCCUCGGGGAGGUGAGGGAGGCACUGGGGGAGCCUGAGGAGAGUCUGCUGUGCCAGGAGCAUAAAGGAGGACAGAGAGGAGAGCACGAGGCAGGAGAGGGAGGAGGGGCAAGUGGAUGGAGGGUGUUCCCACCUGAUGACAUGCAGCGGACGCUCAAGGAGCUGUCGCUGAAAGACGGAGAUGCACUAUUGGUGCUGGAGCCACAGUCCUUCGACAGCAGCAUGUUCGCUCUAAAUGGAGACGUCGUCACUGUGACUACACCAUCUGACUGCCGCUGGCUCCAAGUGGAGUUUCGACCACUUAUAGGAGGAGGAGGAGAAGGGGAGAAAGAAGAGGAGAGGAGGAAGAUUAAGGUUCCAGCUACAGGAAGUAUGCUGCUGUGUGAGGUGAAGCAGAGGGCCAUAGAGGAGCUGCAGCUACAGGAGCAAAUCUCAGGUGCACAAUACUGUCUGAGGCAGGUGGACUGCACAGGGAAACUCCUUCCUCCAGUGUGUGAGGAGCUGAGUGUUCGGGAUGCAGGCGUGCGACUCAUGACCACACUGACUCUCUGUCCGGGAAAUGCCCCCAAGGCAUCACAGCUUUUCUUGCACUUCACUGUGGGCAUGGCGCCCUCUGCUGGCAUGGAGAUGGACAUAAUUGUGGAGAAAACUUGUACUGUCAAAGAGUGUCUAAAGGCGAUGCUGGAUGCCGUGGGACUUGAUGGCACCUGUUGGCAUUUGAGGAGGCUGGAUUGGUGUGAGGAGAUUGGAGAACCAAUUAUGGAUGAGGAUGCUUCUCUGUCAGAGCUGAAGAUAAACAAUGGAGAGACAUUAGUCGUCACAGAAGGACAACUUCCUCCAAAGGGUUUCCUCAAGCUAUCUGUGUGGCUUUAUCUGGAUCCCAAAAACAACUCAGCGGUUUCUCAGGAUUUUAAUCACACUGACAACGGCCUCACUGAGGAGCAAGUGCCGGAGGUUGUGACUGCAGGUGAAACACAAAGUCACGUACCUCCUCUGUGUGCUGGCAACAUGGAGCUGAGGAGUGCAGGGCAGGUGGAGAUAUCAGACGAAGCCACGCUGGAGGAUCUCAAGACUCAGGUGUUGACGCUGCCAGCCCUUCAAGAUGUGUGUGUGCCCACCACUGCGUUCAUGCGUGUGUGGCAGCUUGAGGGAUGGAGGCUGGCACGUAUCCUCAGAGGACAACAGCUCACACUCAAGAAGUUGAAGCUGACCAGUGGCACUGACCUCUGUGUGCAACAGCUACUAAAAGAAGAAGAUCUGGGCCCUAAAGAUGUGAUGCUGAAUGUUAAAAUGGGAGUACCAGGGGAGAGGUGUUUCUACCCUCCUGAGGAGCUGGUGUGGGAUGCAUCCCGUGACUCUUCUCCACGUUCUCUACGCGCUUGUCUGGCUGCACACUACGGCCUCUCCCCUGACUCUCUGCUGCUGGCCAAACACCAGCCAGACAAACACACCUGGGAGGAAAUCUCAAACUGGAGUCAGCAGGUUUCCAAAAAGAAAAAGAAGAGAAAAGCAGAAUCAUUACUGGGAGCACCAUUUCACCUCAAAGACGGCGACACAAUCGGCAUCAAGAAUCUUUUGAUUGAUAACAACAGGGACUUCCUCACCCUGGAGGAUGAGCGGGGUCAGCAGAGGCUCAGAGAGCAGGCGGAGGAACGCAGGAAAGGAGGGCAGGCUGCAGGCUCUGAUGGCGCCGGACCACAGAGGAAGACUGCUCCGACCAAAUCCAGGAAACCAGAGGUAGCACUGUCGAUCAGCGUUGGGGAAUUCAGAUAGCACCCUGCUCCCAUGGGUGCAUGGACUAAUCAGAACUACCUACAAAACCACGUGUGCACACACACACACACACACACACACACACACACACACACACAGAUGCCAUGUUGCAAUGAGGACAAUCCACUCGACGUCAGUCUUGUGCCACUUUUUUUUUUUUAACUGUAUUUCUCCGCAAAUCUUUCAAACCUGACUAAAAACUCUGAGGUACUUCCUGUCUGAUUUGUCGACAGAGGAGCAGAAGAAUUUUAUUUGGACUCUUUAAUUUGCUGUUUUCAAAAAACUGACAAUUUUUUUUUUUUUUUUAAAGCUUGCUUCCUUUCUGUUCAAGCUCUUCUAACUUAAAGCCACCAAACCAGUUGCUGUUUGCUUGCUUUUUCAAAAUUUUCUGAGGGAUUUUUGAAGACAGUGUGACCUUCAGGAUUUUUUUUUUGCUGCAUGGAUCAGUAGCUAAUUUGUAACCUUAUAGUGAAAGUAUGAGCUCAGAGAGAAAACUGUUUCUACUUGGUGUUUUUUUCUAUCACAGGCUGACACCUGUGCAAACUGGAGUUUCUAUCUCAUAUACUGUUUUAUAUUAACUAUAGCAAUCAGGGUGACAUGUUAUAUACUAGUAGCCACAAGCUAGUGGCUUUAAACUUUCACUUGUUCAGUACAAGAAGCCAUUAUAGUAAAAAAUCAACCAUGAUGUGUUGAUGUUGGUCAUUAGGUGUUUGAAGUGAUGCUCAUUUUUAUGAUAAACCCGUCACUGUGCGCCAAGAACAAAACGUUUAUCUGGAUCAUGGGGUUGUUUUAGGUUGAUAACGGAGAGGAGAGAUGGGCCUUAACGUGGAGACGCCUCGAUGCUGCUCCGUCCUCCCUACCUCGCGCUCUACCUCUCUCAUUCUACCUCUGCUCCCUUUAAUUUCUUUAAAAUGCAUCUUCCUGACUUAAAGCCCUGCUUCAUCAAGAGUCAAAUACGGUUAAAUAAGUAUUACAGUGAGAUAAUUUUUGCUCUGUGUGUUCUCAACUUAAGGUUUGAAGUGACACAUUUACUGUUUAAGUGUAGAUCGUCUGCCUUUGUUUACUUCAAGUCAUGUUCUAUAAACGUAUCAAACAUAAUUCCCCCUUUUAGAGCUCCAAAUUAAAGCAGACUGUCUUCACUCUCACCUCAAUAUAUCAUUUCACAUUCAGCUGAAUAACUGUAUGGAGCCAAACAUCAUUGUGUUAUAUAAUCACCUAUGGCGCCAGAUGAAUUUGCUGCUCACUGCUGCUCCACAAAUAUACUGUAAAACAUUUAAAAUUCUUUCUGACAGUUUUUCUUCUUCAUUAUGUAAAAGUGCAAAUUCCUGAGUUGCUCCAGGAGUUUUCAUCGUGGGACAUUUAAAUGUUUCAUCUGCAUGCACUAUAUGUGAACUUCAGGGAAGUAAAAAUCAUUCUGAUGGAUAAUUUAUUUGAAGAAAAAAGCGACAAAAUAAUUUUGUUACUUUAUGAAUCGUGAUGGAAAUCUGAUUUUGUUAUGAAAUAUUUUUAUGGUGCUUGCAGGUUUUGUUUCAUGUAUAAAUCUGGCCUUUAUCAGUGCCAAGAGUUUGCAAGUACAAAUAACUUUUUUUUUGGCUAUAUACUCAGCAAUAGUUGAAUUUCAUUUUGUAUUGUUUACUAGUGUUAUUGAUUACAUUUUUGGUGUUAUUGAGAAGGACUGCCCUGCUGUAUUAUGACAGUGGACUUCUGUGUGUAUCUGUGUCAGAUUGAAAGUGCAGGAAAUAUUUUAUCAAUAAUAAAGGUAUAAAGUAGUAA